Sphaeramia orbicularis (orbiculate cardinalfish) is the source of this 3629-nucleotide messenger RNA. RefSeq names its product ArfGAP with RhoGAP domain, ankyrin repeat and PH domain 2 (gene arap2). The annotation marks the transcript as partial. The transcript is spliced from 23 exons. Gene Ontology annotation, molecular function: phosphatidylinositol-3,4,5-trisphosphate binding; electron transfer activity; heme binding. The record is from RefSeq and is a predicted model, not a curated record. Gene Ontology annotation, cellular component: cytoplasm. NCBI's taxonomy places the organism in Eukaryota, Metazoa, Chordata, Actinopteri, Kurtiformes, Apogonidae. Gene Ontology annotation, biological process: signal transduction.
CAUGGCGACGGCUUCAGCUUCACGGCCGAGUCGGAGCGUGAGAAGGAGGAGUGGGUGGAGUCGAUCCAGGAGUCGAUCGCAGAGACGUUGUCCGACUACGAAGUGGCCGAAAAGAUCUGGUUCAACGAGGCUAACAGGGUCUGCGCCGACUGCCACGCCCCCCGGCCAGAGUGGGCGUCGGUCAACCUGGGCGUGGUCAUCUGCAAGAAGUGUGCAGGUCAACACCGUUCCCUCGGUCCGAGUAUUUCCAAAGUUCGUAGUCUGAAACUGGACAGCAGCAUCUGGACCAACGAGCUGGUGGAGCUCUUCCUCGAGGUCGGAAAUGCCAACGCCAACAGCUUCUGGGCCGCCAAUCUGCCGGCGGAGGACGAGCUGUUCGCCGGCGCCUCGGCCGAGCAGCGAGCGACUUAUGUCCGACGGAAAUACCGGGAGAGGAAGUACCGUCGGGUCCUGGAGGGACUGGACGAGCCGGAGCAGCUCAACCAGGCUCUGUGCGUCGCCGUGGUAACACCAGACGUGUUGCAGACGAUGGCGCUGGUCUUCAGCGGCGCCGACGUCAUGUGUGCCACCGGCGACCCGACCUUCUCCACCCCGUACCGCCUGGCCCAGAGGUCCGGACAGAGGCUGCAGAUGGAGUUCCUGCACCACAACAAACUGACAGAUUUCCCCAGACUGGAGGCGUGGUCAGAGAACCCCUCCCUUUGUGACUCCUCCCUCUUCAUGGACGGCUUCCUCUACAUCUCCUCCGGCUUCUCCAAGUCGACGCUGGACCGCCGCGGCAGAGACGAUAUGAGUCGUCGCUGGUGCACCCUCGAGGCCGGAUUCCUCAGUUACUAUGAGAGCGAACGAAACCUGACGGCGAUCGGCAGAGUGGACGUGACGGAGGUGGUGAGCGUCGCCGUUAGCAACACGGAGACCAUGACGGUAGCAGGGGCUGUUUUUACCGUGGAGUUGUACCUGCAGACGGAACGGGUGCUGGUUUUCGGAGCUGAAACUCAAGAAACACAACACGACUGGAUCCAGGCGCUAACCAAGUGCUUCGUCCCGUCCAACGUGGAGCGUCUGGUGCAGAAGGACAGCGAUCUGAUUGGUCGACUCUGCUACAAAGAGGGUCAUGACCUGUACCACUGGAAACUGGGCUGGUUCAUGUUGGACGGGUCCACUUUACACUACAGCCCCGGGGACCAGGAGGACCAGGACCAGGUUCUACAGCUCAAACAACUGCAAGAACUCACUGUUUCCUCACACACAGAAGGAGACGAGAAGAUCCAGGUUCUGCUGAUGGUGGAAGGUAGAAGAACCGUUUAUAUCCACGGUUUCAACAGGAUGGACUUCGCCCUGUGGCGUUCGGCCAUCACGCUCGCCGCCGGAACCGAUGGACGAGCGCUCGGCGACCAACAGCUGACAAAGAACGGCGUUCCCAUCGUGGUCGACAGUUGCAUCGCCUUCGUCACCCAGUACGGUCUGUGUGUGGACGGGGUCUACCAGAGGCCGGGGGAUCCGGCUCGGGUCUCCGCCCUCCUGGACCAGUUCACCCGAGACGCUCGCAACGUGAAGCUGAGGGAGAAGGAGCGCCACCUGGAGGACGUCACCGACACUCUGAAGAACUUCCUGUCCCAGACCGAGGACGCCCUGCUGGCCAAGGAGCUGUACCCCUACUGGGUGUCUGCCCUGGAUGAGAAGGACCAGAGUCAGAGGGUGAAGAAGUACAGAACCUUCAUCCACAGUUUACCCAAGAUCAACCAGUCCACACUGGAGGCCCUGCUGCAGCACCUGUACAGGAUCCAGCAGUGUUCCCACCUCAACCAUAGUCCCGCCCACAAACUGGCGUCCGUCUUCUCGUCCUGUUUGUUUCAGACUCAGGGACAAACGCCGCAGGAGGUCAGCGUCAUCCACGACCUGAUCAGCAACUACAUCAGCCUGUUCAGUGUCAAUGAAGACCAGGUUCAACAGAUGGAGAGAGAAAACAGCUUCAUCACACGCUGGAACGACAAGAAGGACACCACGUUUUCUCCAGCUGGAGACCUGAUCUUCGAGGUUUACCUGGAAAAGAAAGAACCCGAGAACUGCUGUUUAAUCAAGGUGUCGCCCAGUAUGAAGGCGGCGGAGUUAGCGGAAACAGCGCUAGGUAUGAAGAACGUCACCGUCAACGCUGAAGAACCGUGGACCACAUUCGAAGUCAUCGAGAACGGAGAACUAGAGCGCCCCCUCCACCACAGUGAACGGGUCCUGGAGCAGGUCCUGGAGUGGAGUUCCCUGGACCACCCCGGCUCGGCUUUCCUCAUAGUGAAGAAGUUCACCUCAGCCAAAAGAGUCUGCGAUGGAAAAGGGCCGAAGCCGUUGGUUAAAGGCGAGUAUCUGAAGUUCAGUGACGGAUCGUCCAAGCUGUUGUCGGGACAUAAAUUCCAGGAUAAAUACGUCAUCCUGCGCUCCGACAACCUCCAAAUCUACAGAGACAUCAAAAGCACAAAGGCAGAGAAAUCCAUCCAGCUGAAGUCUGCGAAGUGUUACCUGGGCCUGAAGAAGAAGCUCAAACCUCCCAACAGUUGGGGAUUCACCGUCUACACUGAUAAACAACAGUGGCAUUUCUGCUGCGAGGAGAGGGCGGGGCCAGUCGCCUGGGUGACGGACAUCAUCAGGACCAAGUUCGGAUCUGAGCUGUGUUUAAAGGCCGUUCCGUCUAAAGAACCUGCAGUUCAUAAACCCACCAGAGGAGGCGCUGUGAGCCAAGGAUGGAAACUACCAACGCACAGCAGUAACUGCAGUCAACAGCUGACUGACAAGAAGCUUCCUGUUGGCGAGGGCGACGCUAACACCGCCAGGGUGGGCGCUCCGCACCACAUGACCAUCACCGGCUGCCUGAGGCGAGGCGAGGCUCCGCCCAGGAGGACCUCCCUGGACACGGGACGGCCUCCACGGAUCCCCCCGCCGUCGUCCGGGCCGCUCCGGUCCACGGUGCCGCCGCCGUCCGCCCACGCCAACGGCGGUGGGAGGAGGCCUCGUGUUGGGGGGGAGGGGCUAAUGCCCGCCGGUCUGCUCAACGAACUGAACUCGGUGCUGAGUAAGAGCGGACGCAGCGCCAAGAACGACGGCUGACGGCGGUACCGGAGGGUUUGACGGCGCUCACGGACGGGGUUCGGGUUCAGGAGGCGUCGGAGGUCAUCCAGACGAAUCUGUGUAGAAGUCCUUCAUUUGUUUUUCAAUUUAAAACCAAAAAUCCCAAAACAUUCAUUUCAUUUUCAAAACCAGAAUGAAAAACAGAAAACGGUUCGUUUUUCCCUUUCCUAAUUUUGUGCUCAAGUGAAAAAUGGAAAAAAUGGAAAACAACCGUUUCAUCCAAUCUGUUUAUCAGUCGUUCAUUUGUUUUUCAAUUUAAAACCAAAAAUCAAAAUGGAAAAAGCAAACCGUUAUGUUUUUCAUUCUGGUUUUGAAAAUGAAAAACAAAAAAUGAGUCUUUUUUUGUUGAAUGACACAUGGAUUGGAUGAGACAGUCGUUAUCCAUUUUUUGAGCACAAAAUCGGGAAAUGGAAAAAUGAACUGUUAACCUUUUUCAUUCUGGUUUUGAAAAUCAAAAACAAAAAAACACUAAUUUUUUUUGUUUUUCAUUUUCAAAACCAGAAUGAUUCAGG